CACACCCACACCCACACCCACACUGCCAUGGCUUCCUCUCCGUCGCUGCUGCCACUUGGUCUUCUUCUUCUGCUAAUCCUCGUCCCCUUCGCUCUCGCCGCUCCUAGCCACUGUGCCACUCCACCUGAUCAACGUUCCACCAUAAACAUCUUCCGCGCCUCCGAUCCUUGCUCUCCGUUCCGCCCCUCCGACCGCUCCUCCUCAUGGGAGGACACCAUGAUGAACUUCAUGACUUACGACGAGUCCCGCCUCACCUACCUGGCUUCGCUUGCCACCUCUCACAGACCCUCCGGCCGCUCCUUCGUGCCCAUCGCCCCCGGUCGUCAGCUCCUCCAGAUCCCCAACUACGUCGUCCGCGCCAGCCUCGGCACGCCGGCGCAGCCCAUGCUCGUCGCCCUCGACACCAGCAGUGACGCCGCCUGGUUCCCCUGCACCGCCUGCACAGGUUGCGCCUCCACCUCCACCUCCGCCUCCUUCGACCCCUCUAGUUCCACCACCUACCGCCCGCUUCCCUGCGGCUCCCCCCAGUGCGCUCAGGUCCCCAACCCCUCUUGUCCCGAGGGCGCAGCCUCGUGCGCCUUCAAUCUCACCUACGGCGGCUCCUCCGUCCAGGCCGGGCUCGCGCAGGAUAUCCUCGCCCUCGCCUCCGAAGUCGUUCAGUCGUACACGUUCGGGUGUGUGCAGAAGAUGACGGGCAACUCAAUUCCGCCUCAGGGCCUCCUGGGUCUCGGCCGCGGCCCUCUCUCCUUCUUGUCCCAGACCAAGGACCUCUACGCCUCCACAUUCUCCUACUGUCUCCCGAGCUUCAAGUCGUUAAACUUCUCCGGCACGCUGCGACUGGGACCGAUCGGCCAGCCGAAGAAGAUCAAGACCACGACGUUGCUGUCCAACGCCCGCCGCUCUUCCCUCUACUACGUGAGCAUGAUUGGGAUACGAGUAGGACGCCGAGUGCUCGACAUCCCGCCCUCGGCGUUCGCCUUCGACCCGGCCACAGGCGCCGGUACCAUCAUCGACUCGGGGACCAUGUUCACCCGGCUGGUGGCACCCGCGUAUGCAGCGCUGCGGGACGAGUUCCGGCGGCGGGUUAAGGCAGCCGGACCAGUGACGUCGCUGGGCGGCUUCGACACGUGCUACAACGGAGCAAUCAAGCCGCCGGCCAUAACGCUCAUGUUCCUGGGGAUGAACGUGACGCUGCCGCCCGACAACGCUCUGAUCCACAGCACCGCCGGGUCGAUCACGUGCCUGGCGAUGGCCGCCGCGCCGGACAACGUCAACUCGGUGCUCAACGUCAUCGCCAACGUGCAGCAGCAGAACCACCGUGUCUUCUUUGAUGUGCCCAAUGCCAGGGUCGGGUUCGCGCGCGAGUUCUGUACUGCUGCUGCCUGAGCUUACAUCAGAAGGCAGAACAAUAAAUGGGUUGCCGACUACCGUCAAGAAGACUGCACGCAUUAAUUGCGUUAUAUAUUUAUGUCUCGUCAGAAUUAAAAUCUCUGUAAUUGUCCUUUCAAUUUAUGAUUUUUACGGUCGCUCCGUCAAACACUCUCAUCAAUAAUACCACAUGAUCUACUUUUCGAAA
Molecule: messenger RNA, 1576 nt
Organism: Musa acuminata AAA Group (dessert banana)
Lineage: Eukaryota; Viridiplantae; Streptophyta; Magnoliopsida; Zingiberales; Musaceae
Product: aspartyl protease AED3-like
Exons: 1
Coding region: 28-1386 (452 amino acids)
Biological process (GO): proteolysis
Molecular function (GO): aspartic-type endopeptidase activity
Source: RefSeq, a predicted model, not a curated record